AUGGCUUCAAUAGCCGCAGCGCAAGUACAAGAGGUGCGUUCUAUAACACGUAUCGAAAGAAUUGGCGCGCAUUCCCAUAUAAGAGGACUUGGUCUCGAUGAUUCUCUGGAGCCGAGGGCCGUUUCACAGGGAAUGGUGGGACAAAAGAUGGCCAGGAAAGCCGCUGGUGUCGUCCUACAGAUGAUUCGAGAAGGCAAAAUAGCAGGCAGGGCCGUACUUCUGGCAGGACAGCCUGGAACUGGUAAAACUGCUAUUGCAAUGGGGCUUGCACAGGCAUUAGGCCCUGACACUCCUUUUACGAGUAUGGCAGGUUCGGAGAUAUAUUCCCUGGAAAUGAGCAAGACUGAAGCACUGACACAAGCCAUCAGGAAGUCUAUUGGCAUUAGAAUAAAAGAAGAAUCAGAGAUAAUAGAGGGAGAAGUAGUAGAAGUAGUGAUAGAGAGAGCAGCGGGGACAGGGGGCGCUCGCGUUGGACGUUUGACCUUGAAGACUACCGACAUGGAGACAAAUUAUGAUAUGGGGACUAAAAUGAUAGACUCUCUAUUAAAGGAAAAGGUGCAAGCUGGUGAUGUUAUUACCAUAGACAAGGCGACGGGUAAAAUAAAUAAAUUAGGAAGAAGUUUUGCCCGAGCGAGAGACUAUGAUGCUACAGGUCAGCAAGCCCGCUUCGUCCAAUGUCCUGAAGGAGAGCUGCAGAAGCGAAAAGAGGUAGUUCACACUGUCACACUCCACGAGGUGGACGUCAUCAAUUCCAGGACCCACGGAUUCUUGGCUUUGUUCUCAGGUGACACUGGAGAAAUAAAAUCGGAGAUCAGGGAGCAGAUAAAUAGCAAAGUGGCAGAGUGGAGGGAAGAGGGCAAAGCUGAGAUGAUACCAGGUGUACUUUUUGUUGAUGAGGCCCACAUGCUGGACAUAGAGUGCUUCUCGUUCCUCAACAGAGCCUUGGAGUCGGAAACCGCACCCAUCGUGAUAAUGGCAACCAACCGAGGCAUCACACGUAUCAGAGGCACAAAUUACAAAAGCCCCCAUGGGAUACCCCUGGAUCUUUUAGACAGGAUGAUUAUAGUGCCCACAUCACCGUACUCCCACCAGGAGCUGAAGGAGAUACUGAAUAUCAGAUGCGAGGAAGAAGACUGCCAAAUGUCAGCUGACGCGCUGACUGUCCUCACCCGAGUGGCGACUGAGACCUCACUCCGUUAUGCCAUACAACUGAUCACCACGGCGUCGUUAGUUGCUAAACGGAGGAAAGCCUCAGAAGUCAGCAUGGAGGAUGUGAAGAAAGUGUAUUCUCUAUUCUUGGACGAGCACAGAUCUGAGCAGUUCCUGAAAGAGUACCAAGAUGAGUUCAUGUUCGAUGAUGGAGCAGGAGACGCACCACAAUUGAUGGAAGUAACCCAGUAA
Messenger RNA from Parnassius mnemosyne (clouded apollo), 1401 nucleotides. The record is from the annotation of a GenBank genome assembly. Lineage: Eukaryota; Metazoa; Arthropoda; Insecta; Lepidoptera; Papilionidae.